AUGGCAAUCGGAUCACCAGAACGUCAAACCAUCAGCCUUUCUGGGACGACAGAUCAGCCUAAAACAGAGCCAGAUUAUCUCCUUGACGCUCGCAGCACUGAAGCUUUGUCCCAACUCCAGAACGGUGACCUCUUGAAGCUGGUAAUCGACCAUGAAGAGGACAGCAUCGAGUUCGGGGAACACAUCAAGGAGGUAGCACCUGAAACUCUUGCCGGAUAUUUCGACGCCCCCAGGAUUAAGGAGUUUGCGUUCUAUCGCCAUCCCGCGUCAGGUGCUGUCAUCUUGAUCUGGACACGUUUCCCUGCGACGGCUUCCACCAAGAAUGCACGUGUUCAGCACAGGGUGAGGAGGGAUUUGAUCUGGUAUGCUGAGAAAGCGGAUAUUAAGAAUGUGGCUACGCUUGAAGUGCAAUCAAAGAAGGAUGUCACUGUCGAACGAUUGAUUCAGGCGGUUGAUUCAUUGACGGCAAACAAAGAAUGA
This is a messenger RNA of Fusarium coffeatum, 480 nucleotides long. RefSeq lists its product as uncharacterized. The record is from RefSeq and is a predicted model, not a curated record. NCBI's taxonomy places the organism in Eukaryota, Fungi, Ascomycota, Sordariomycetes, Hypocreales, Nectriaceae. Bases 1 to 480 code for a protein of 159 amino acids. The transcript is spliced from 3 exons.